UUACCUCUCCAACCGGUCAUAUCUCUCUCCUCCCUCUCUUUAUAUACUCUCUCCCACUCCAUCUCCUUCUCUUCUCAUAUACACAACACAUAUAUUCUCUCCAGCAUUUACACACUAUAACUUUUAACAACUAUAAUCUCUCUCUUUACAUGCUGUGAAAAUUAAUGUCCAGGAGAGAGAUGGAUCGGAUCAAAGGCCCGUGGAGCCCCGAGGAAGACGAUAUGCUGCAACAGCUGGUCCAGAAACACGGCCCACGAAACUGGUCGCUUAUCAGCAAGUCCAUUCCGGGGAGAUCCGGGAAGUCUUGUAGGCUGAGAUGGUGCAAUCAGCUGUCUCCGCAAGUGGAACAUCGGGCUUUUACUCCGGAAGAAGAUGAGACGAUUAUUAGGGCCCAUGCUAGGUUCGGUAACAAAUGGGCCACUAUAGCCCGGCUUCUCUCGGGUCGAACCGACAACGCGAUAAAGAACCACUGGAACUCGACGUUGAAACGUAAGUGCUGUUCCAUGAGCGCUGAUGAAGCUGAGGACUUUCCUGAUCCACGGCCGUUGAAAAGAUCGGUUAGCGACGGGUCGGGUUUGCCGGGUUCGGGUCUUUACUUGAACCCGCCCAGUCCUGAUGGAUCUGAUGUUAGUGAAUCUAGCUUGCACGUUACGGCAUCGACGUGCCACGUGUUCAAACCCACGCCAGGUCGGACUUGUGGUUUGUUUCCAGCUCAGAUCGAAACGACGUCGGUUGGUAAAAACGAUCCUCCAACUUCCCUGUCCCUUUCUCUCCCUGGAAUCAGUUCCAGUCCAACCGAGUCGACUCAGUUGCCACCCAACUCGGUCCCUGUAAUUCCCGCUCCGGCAGCAACCGUGAAUCCAAUUCCGGUGACUCAACAACCGCCGGCGGUGUCAGCGCCGAUUGUGAAUGCGGAGUUUUUGGCGGUGAUGCAAGAGAUGAUAAGAACGGAAGUGAGGAAUUACAUGUCAGGGAUGAGUAUACAGGAAAUGAAUAAUAAUAAUAAUAAUAGUGUAGAAGGUUUUAGAAAUGCUUUGGUGAAGCGAAUCGGAAUUAGUAAAAUCGAUUAGAGGUAAUUUUGAAAUUACCCAACAACAAAAGAAAGAAGGUAAUUUUGUACAGUCGGUGAGGAGAGGUAUCCAAGUUAUGAUGCAAUCAUAAAGAUGAUAAGAUCAGUUGGUUAAUUGAAGUAAGAAUAAUAUUAUUUAUUUUUGUUUGAA
Daucus carota subsp. sativus is the source of this 1220-nucleotide messenger RNA. RefSeq names its product transcription factor MYB73. NCBI's taxonomy places the organism in Eukaryota, Viridiplantae, Streptophyta, Magnoliopsida, Apiales, Apiaceae. Gene Ontology annotation, biological process: regulation of DNA-templated transcription. Gene Ontology annotation, cellular component: nucleus. The transcript has a single exon. The record is from RefSeq and is a predicted model, not a curated record. Bases 165 to 1070 code for a protein of 301 amino acids. Gene Ontology annotation, molecular function: RNA polymerase II cis-regulatory region sequence-specific DNA binding; DNA-binding transcription factor activity, RNA polymerase II-specific.